AUGCUUCCUCUCUUCAACAAAGUACUUCCUCUCUUCAUCAAGAUGCUUCCUCUCUUCAUCAAGAUGCUUCCUCUCUUCAUCAAGAUGCUUCCUCUCUUCAUCAAGGUGCUUCCUCUCUUCAUCAUGCAGCUUCCUCUCUAA
This is a messenger RNA of Trichomonas vaginalis G3, 141 nucleotides long. RefSeq names its product SLEI family protein family. NCBI's taxonomy places the organism in Eukaryota, Parabasalia, Trichomonadida, Trichomonadidae. The record is from RefSeq and is a predicted model, not a curated record. The transcript has a single exon. The coding region runs from base 1 to 141 and encodes 46 amino acids.